Molecule: messenger RNA, 1842 nt
Organism: Eimeria tenella
Lineage: Eukaryota; Apicomplexa; Conoidasida; Eucoccidiorida; Eimeriidae
Exons: 5
Coding region: 1-1842 (613 amino acids)
Source: RefSeq, a predicted model, not a curated record
AUGCGCAUUGUGUUCUUCGCCCUGGCCUUGUUUCUGAGUGGCUACGAGACUCAGGCCUCAGAAGAGUACAAGUUCCCUUCCUUCCGCCUCGUCCCCGACAAACGAAACCCCAACUCAAGCGCGCCUGCUGCUGCAGCUGGUGCUGCUGCUGCUGCUGCUGCUGAUUACGUCCGAAGCUGGACCUUCUACCAGCCGUAUCUGUACCGGCUGCAGCUCUCUGCAGGGCCGGCAGCGGAAUCCCCAGCAGCAGCAGAAGCAGCAGCAACAGAAGCAGCAACAGCAGGCGUCUGCGCCUUCGUGGCUCUUAUACAUGGGCGCGAUAUUAUUACGAACUCGCGCUGGAAAUGGACCUGGACUUGGCAGUGGGAUUUCAUCAAAAAACAGCUUGAAAAAGAAGCCAGGCAUGAUCGCGUGCUGCUGCUGACCCCACAGUCCUCCCAGCCCUCGGGGUGUCUGUACAGACAGAUCCAGCAGGUGGCGCAAAUCAUCUACCGCGCUUUGUCGCUUAACACGGAGCCCAUAGAAGCAGCAGCAGCAGCAGCAGCAGCAGAUGACAGCGACCCUGCUGCAGCGCAGCCCCUGCUUCUGCAGGGCGCAGGAUUUUUCAAAGGCUGCAAAAGAGUCCGGGUGUAUCUACACGCCGCUUGUCACGGCUCCAUUGUCGCCAGAGCAAUCUUGGCCAAAGAAAGCUCCAUCUGGGAAGGCCAUGGUCCCGCCGCUGCAGCAGCAGGUGCAGCAGCUGCGCUGGUGCAGCGCCUGCUGUCUUCUCCGUUUUUCGAUUUGACUUCUUUCACUUUUGUCGUUCCUGCGCUCGCGGGGGUCCGGGAGAACCCGCGAAUAACGCCGAAGGGAGCAGCAGCAGUGGCGGGGCCAGCAGCAGCAGCAGCAGCAGCAGCAAUAUCUGCAGCCGAAGCUGCGCUGCGCCUCUUAAGGCUGGACCCCCCCAUUGCCACCAUUCUCGUGUGGGGUGGAGGCAGCGGCCCGGUGUACUUACACCGAGACGCCGCGCGCCUUUUGUGUUCCUUAGCAGCAGCAGAGACGCAAGAUAGCGGCAGCAGCAGCAGCAGCAAAAGGGGCUCGCUGCUGCUGCAGUUCAAGAGACUGGCUGUCUUUGCCAACCUAGACGGCGACAUGAUUGUUUCUCCCCGCUGCGCUGCGGGCGUGAGCGACGCCUUUCAGACUUCUGCUGCAGCAAAGGCUCUGCUGCAGCAGGCACAAGCAGCAGAAGCAGCAGCAGCCAGAGCACCUGCUGGAGCUGGCUUUGGAGCAGCGGAAACCCCCAAAGCCCUUCUGCCCCAUAGGAUUCCUGUAGAGCUGGCGCCGCUAAAUCAGCGCGCUGCGAGGCAGCCAAUGCCGCCCGAUGUGCAGGAGCUGCUGACCAAGAGGUACAUCUGCUGGGACCCGCAGCCGCCGCGGCGGGAGCGGCAGAUCUACGAGCUGACGCUGAAGCUGCUGCAGCUGUGGGAUGUAAACAAGCAGCUGCAGCAGCAGCAACAGCAGCAGCAGCAACAACAACAGCUGCAGCAGCAGCAGCCGUCGGAAGGCCGGAGAAGGAAAGGAAGGGCACGGUGGUCGCUGGGAUCGCUGGUCCCAGACUCGCACAACCAGCAGCAGCAGCAACAGCAGCAGCAAAUCCUUCGCUUUGUAGUGUACAUACCCCCGGUGAGCAGCCGAAGGGCCGUAGCAAACCACCCCCACUUCCUGGCUUUUGGUUCCCGCAGCUGGAUGCUGCCAGUUGUGGCUCCGCUGCUGCGCGCCGUCGCUGCUGCUGCUGCUGGCAGCAGCGAAGAGCUGCAGCAGCUCACAGUGAUGGACACAGACCAGAACUGGUGGCACCCCUAA